Molecule: messenger RNA, 791 nt
Organism: Morus notabilis
Lineage: Eukaryota; Viridiplantae; Streptophyta; Magnoliopsida; Rosales; Moraceae
Product: nicotinamidase 2
Exons: 2
Coding region: 67-693 (208 amino acids)
Source: RefSeq, a predicted model, not a curated record
UUGUAGAGCUUCAUUUCAAUCGGAGACGAUCAUAAUAACACUCCAUUCUCCAAAGUCCAAAGUCCAAUGGCCUCCUCUCCAGUGAAGUGUUCUUCGUACAAAAAGUACGAGAUCAGGCGAAGAAAUCCCGACCGUAGAUCCGCCGCACUCUUAGUGAUCGACGUUCAGAAUUACUUCUCCUCCAUGGCCAAACCCAUCCUCCCCAGCCUCCUCUGCACCAUCCGCCUCUGCCGACGGGCCUCCAUACCCGUCUUCUUCACGCGCCACUGCCACAAAUCCCCCGCCGACCACGGCAUGCUCGGCGAGUGGUGGAACGGCGACCUCAUCCUUGACGGCACCUCGGAGGCCGAGCUCAUGCCCGACCUCGACCGCCGCCCCGACGACGUCGUUCUGGAGAAGACCACCUACAGCGCUUUCCAGGGCACGCGCCUCGAGGAGAUCCUGAGGGAGCGGCGCGUGGAGGAGGUGAUCGUGACGGGCGUGAUGACGAACCUCUGCUGCGAGACGACGUCGCGUGGGGCGUUUGUGAAGGGGUUUAGGGUUUUCUUCUCGACGGACGCGACGGCCACGGCCAACGAGGAGCUGCACGACGCCGCUUUGAAGAAUCUGGCCUACGGGUUCGCUUACUUGGUUGAUUGCGACAGGCUUCAGGAGGGGCUUUUCGGUAUGAGAUGUUUGCACACUUUGGCCUAAACUUAAAGCAGGUGGUUUUGAGGUGCUCUGUGUCCUUUUUAGCCAAGUAGCAACUCAUAGGAUUUGGAAGUUUUUUAUGUGUUAGCAUGGGCGGUAUG